Mytilus californianus (California mussel) is the source of this 2127-nucleotide messenger RNA. RefSeq names its product chitotriosidase-1-like. Gene Ontology annotation, molecular function: protein binding; chitinase activity; chitin binding. Gene Ontology annotation, cellular component: extracellular region. The coding region runs from base 150 to 2036 and encodes 628 amino acids. The transcript is spliced from 13 exons. NCBI's taxonomy places the organism in Eukaryota, Metazoa, Mollusca, Bivalvia, Mytilida, Mytilidae. The record is from RefSeq and is a predicted model, not a curated record. Gene Ontology annotation, biological process: chitin catabolic process; carbohydrate metabolic process.
UUUUUUAUGAUUCCAAAUUGCCGACAUGUUUUUCUACUUAAGAAAUAACACUAAUUGGUAACAUUUUUAUAUAUUGUUGUCUUUAUUGUUGGAAAAAUGCAAAUUCGGAUUGAAUGAACUUUGCUUAAAAUUGAGUUUAUUUUAAUGAGAUGGAAUUGGGACUUAAAGUUUUAUUCAUUGUAAUUAUUCAAAUAGGACAUUUAAAAGCACAGCAAGACUGUUUGGAAACCCAGUUCAGAUGCAAGACCGGUACUUGUAUACCGAAACAGUGGGUGUGUGACAAUGAUCCAGACUGCUCUGAUAGUUCAGACGAAGAAUCCUGUCGAAGAACAAAUGAUAACACCAGAGGAUGCCCGGAUGAUAAUUUUCAGUGUAGUAAUGGAGUCUGUGUGAACAAUGCUUUUGUUUGUGAUGGCGAUCAAGACUGUUUAGAUGGGACGGAUGAACAGUGUGAAAUAAAGACAUUUCGAAGAAUAUGCUACUUCACCAACUGGGCACAGUAUCGUAAUAAUGAAGCCAAAUUUACACCCGAUAAUAUCAACCCAGAUCUCUGUACACAUAUCGUAUAUGCAUUUGCCAGAUUGGAAGGCAAGAAAUUGGUUUUUACAGAGUAUAAUGAUGAAAAAAUGUAUAAAGAAUUCAAUGGAAAAAAGAAUAAAACACGGGGAGUUAAGACAAUGUUAGCUAUAGGUGGAUGGAAUGCAGGCAGUAAAGCUUUUUCUGAUAUGGUGGCAACACCAGAAAACCGAAUGACGUUUAUAUUGUCUACGAUGGAAUUUUUACGUAAACAUAACUUUGAUGGAUUAGAUAUCGACUGGGAAUAUCCAACUCUUAGACAAGGAAAAAUGGAGGAUAAACCUAAAUUUGCUCUCCUUGUUAAGGAAAUAAAAGAGGCUUUUGAUAUGGAGGCACAGAAAUCUUUACGUCGUAGACUACUAGUUUCAGCGGCGGUUCCUACUGGUAGAAAGGUGGUAGAUUCGGGAUACGAUAUACCAACACUAUCUAAAUAUCUGGACUUCCUCAACUUAAUGUCAUACGAUUUUCAUGGAGGUUGGGAACGGAAAACAGGUCAUAAUAGUCCAUUGUUUGGUAGCAGUAAGGAUUCAGGUUCUGCUAACAUGAACACUGAGAAAGCAGCAAAGUACUGGGUUUCUAAAGGCACACCUAAACAUAAACUGAAUAUUGGAGUAGCAACGUACGGUCGGUCAUUUGUCCUGGCAGAUCCCGUUAAUAAUUUUGGCAUUGGCGCACCAGUCACUGGACCUGGUCCAAAGGGAUCAUUUACGCAGGAAAUAGGAUUUUAUUCCUAUUAUGAGAUAUGUCAGUUACAAAAUGACGGGAAAGGUAAGAUAUACAGAGAUGAAGAACAAAUGGUACCUUACUAUGUGAAAGGAGAUCUGUGGAUUGGCUAUGAUGACGAGGACAGUAUUAGAACCAAGGCGGAAUGGAUAGCCAGGGAAGGAUAUGGUGGAAGCAUGGUCUGGUCUUUAUCUCUGGACGACUUUGGUAAAAAAUGCUCAUCAUCAGUUGUGCCAUUUCCUCUGACGCACACAUUAUCAUCGACCUUACAAAAGAUAGAAAGGGAUAAAGUAUUAAAUUUGACGUCAAAUACGACCAGAAAAAUAUUACCAAAACCAACAACGCAUCGUCAUAUAACUCCAACAACAGUUACAACAACAACAGCAACAACAACAACAACAAUGAAAACUCCGACAACAUUGUCUCCAAUACCAGAAGCUACUACAAAGCUGUGGACAGCUGAUUUGCAUUACGAAACCCCACCCACUAAAAUAGCACCUCCUCCAAUCUGGGCACCAAACGAACUGGUUUACGGAAAAUACUCAUUCUCAUGUAGACGAAAACCGUUUGGAUAUUUUCAAGACCCAAAUAACUGUAAUAAAUAUUUUGUAUGUCAUAUGGGAAGAACAUUCCAUUAUAGAUGCCCAAGUGAAUUAAGAUUUAAUCCAAAGAAAAUAACUUGUGACUGGGCAGAUUCUGUGACUUGUGACGAUGACGGUCGACCUACAAAUAAAUAGUUUAAAGAGUGAUUUUAACUUUUACCAUGUUACUUGUUAAUGGUUUUGUAUUUAUUUUUAAUAAAUUAUACUAAAUGUAUUAUUGAACACA